Molecule: messenger RNA, 1433 nt
Organism: Camellia sinensis
Lineage: Eukaryota; Viridiplantae; Streptophyta; Magnoliopsida; Ericales; Theaceae
Source: RefSeq, a predicted model, not a curated record
UCUUCUUCUCUCUCUCUCUCUCUCUUCUCUCUCUCUCUCUAUCACACACGCGCACACACACAGAGUCAGCCUUCGUCACUCUCUCUCUAUAUAUAGAUACAUUGUGUGUAUAGGUAUGUCGCAAAAUAUACUGGUGACAGGGGGUGCGGGAUACAUAGGAAGCCACACGGUUCUUCAAUUGUUGUUGGGAGGUUACAAGACUGUUGUGAUCGACAGUCUCGACAAUUCCUCCAAUAUCGCUAUCAACCGCGUCAAAGAACUCGCUGGCGAAUUUGGGUCUCACCUUUCGUUCCAUAAGAUGGACCUGCGAGAUAAGCCAGCACUUGAUAAGCUUUUUGCUUCCAUGAAGGUUGAUGCUGUCAUCCAUUUUGCUGGAUUAAAAGCAGUUGGUGAAAGUGUGCAGAAACCCUUGGUGUAUUAUAAUAAUAACCUUAUCGGCACAAUCACUUUGUUGGAAGUUAUGGCUGCCCAUGGAUGCAAAAGGCUUGUGUUUUCAUCAUCAGCUACAGUUUAUGGUUGGCCAAAGGUGGUACCGUGCACAGAGGAGUUUCCCCUCUCUGCAGCAAACCCUUAUGGACGAACCAAGCUCUUCAUUGAAGAAAUAUGCCGUGAUACCCACCUCUCGGACACCAAAUGGAAAAUCAUAUUGCUGCGAUACUUCAAUCCUGUUGGUGCACAUCCUAGUGGUUAUAUUGGUGAGGAUCCUCAUGGUAUACCAAACAAUCUCAUGCCUUAUGUGCAACAAGUUGCUGUUGGUAGGCGACCUGCACUUACUGUAUUUGGAAAUGACUACUCUACAAAGGAUGGUACAGGGGUACGUGACUACAUUCAUGUCCAGGAUUUGGCUGAUGGGCAUAUUGCUGCAUUGAACAAGUUAUCUGAUCCUUCUAUAGGUUGUGAAGUUUACAACCUUGGAACUGGAAAAGGAACAUCGGUUUUGGAAAUGGUAACAGCAUUCGAAAACGCAUCUGGAAAGAUAAUUCCCCUGACGUUUGCUGGGCGGCGACCUGGUGAUGCUGAGGUUGUGUAUGCAUCAACAGAUAAAGCAGAACAUCAGUUGAAUUGGAAUGCAAAAUAUGGAAUCGAAGAGAUGUGCCGUGAUCAGUGGAAGUGGGCCAGCAAGAACCCUUAUGGGUAUGAAUCUCCAGACUCCACUGCUUGACUGAGAAAACAAAGCUUGUGGCUGUUAGUCUCAGGGAAAACUUCAGAUUUAGGAUUUCCCUUGUAUUACUAGGGUUAUAAUCAAGGAUGAAAAAAUUGGGGUGUAGUUUUAUCCUUGGUUUCAGAGGGGAAAAUAUGGACUUUUAACUUCACUGUAACUUGAGAGUAAGCAAUUGCUGGACCUGUUGUAUAGGGCUCGUAUUCAUGCAAUUACAACUAGAAUCUUUUAACAAAAAUGAUUUUAACUGCACCGGAUGGCUGUGUCUUCCCGA